AUGCUCGUUUAUGGUUUCAGCGGUCAUUGCUCCAGCGCGGCAGCUGAUUUUGCUUGUGGCAGAGGUUGGAGGCCUGGCGCUUCGGCCGCUGCAGCCACCGAGGAGCAAGAGCAAGUGGCUACGGUUGAGUGGGCUUACAUUCACAUGCCCCUGUCGGUUCUUGUGGAUUUGGAGUUAGAGCCAUUAAAAAUGGUUGGGCAGCGAGAUGUCUAUUGCGCGGCCAAGUAUUGCCUGGAGCAUCGACUUGUGGCCUACGUGGAGGAACAGAACACAGUGCAUGGGAUUGCACCAUCUCGUGCGCAGAUGCUAGACGUGGCUCUGGCGAGCAUUCCUGCCGCCGCGCCGUCUUGCGUGAAAGAGCGCCUGGUUUCGCUUGUGCAGGGUACACCGCGGAAGGAGCGCAAGUACCUGGCAGCCUUUCGCCGCAGGUGGAGCGCAAGAUAUGGGUGCUUACGCACAGAAGAUGUUGUUGAUGUUGCUGAGCGCCGACAGAAGGCUACUGUAUUCCAUCAGUGGAUGAAUCACAUUUGGCGUGACGCCGCUAAGCCGGUGCUGGUGGUGAACAUGGAUGAGACCUCGGUGGUGCGGCAUCCAACUGGGCUCUGGGGAACUGUCUUGAAGGGUCCGGCGAAUAAGCCGCGGCGGGACCACGGGACUCUCUCGGACCGUCGUGGCAGCUUGUCGUUUCUGGCAAGCAUCUGCCCGGACAGCGACGUGCAAGGCAUACUGCCGCAGAUUCUUCUGGCGAAUGAGCAUCAGGUCAGUCUUGCAGUUCUGCGCCGCUUGCAAGCUUCAGGUUCGCUUCCUCCCAACAUGCACAUCUGGCGAGAAGCAUCUGGGUGGACGACGCAUGCCAUCAUGAGGCGGUACCUCAGCUUCUUGGCGCGGUCUUUGGGCGAGGUGGUCGCCCAGCGGACGGUUGUCCUCCUUGUUGAUGUUAACAGAGCACACAUAGACCAUUCGAUACUUUUGCAUGCCAGGCGACUGUCAAUUCGAAUGUGCUUUGUCCCGGCCAGGAUGACACGAUGGCUCCAGCCAGCAGACACAGCUAUGUUCGCUCGUUUCAAGGCUGCGUUUCGUCGCACCUGGAGAGAGCAGAAAGCUUGCCUGCCUAUGGGCGUGGUCUCCCAAGAGACAUGGCUGCGCAUAAUUUUCGCCGCGAUUGCCGCUGUCUUGCCGACGACCAAUUGGUAUGUCGCCUUCGACUCUCUUGGGCUGCUCGGGAACCAGAACUCCAUGUCGCAGAGAGUGUGUGAGGAGCUGGGCUUGGCAAUGCCACCGCAGGUCCCGCGUGGAGUUCCAAGUGCGGCGCAGGCUGCGUUGGUCUUCCCUAGUGGAAUGAAAGUCGAUGUGAUGACUUGGGUGCAUUUCGUGCCGAAGUCAGCUUUAAAAGGGUUGGCUAUGCCAGCCGCGGCGCACGGCCCAGGGGCAGCAAGGCCUGCGGCGUCGGCGUCGGGUGCGUCUGGGAGUUCCGUCGCUCCGAGACGUCGUGCGCUCCCAGCUUCUGUUGAACCAGUGCGUUGGUAUCGUGGACGCCCAGUCCGCGACCUGCGCUGA
Symbiodinium sp. CCMP2592 is the source of this 1557-nucleotide messenger RNA. The record is from the annotation of a GenBank genome assembly. NCBI's taxonomy places the organism in Eukaryota, Dinophyceae, Suessiales, Symbiodiniaceae.